GCCCGACGGUGACCAUGGCGCGCGGCGACCGAGACGACGCCGACCCGCCCCGUCCAUCGCGCUUCUGGAUCAUCUCCGACAAGCGGCUCGCAUCGGGCGCGACCUUGACUUUCUUUCCCGAGUUGGAACGUGGACUCGCCCUCAUCGACGAAGUGGACUUUUUCUUCUUGGGAGGGCCGCCCGCGGAAAGCCGUCCAUUCCUUUGGAGACGGCUUGGCGUCGAAGGCGGGGCAACGACUUUGGCGGCUGAGGCCGGGACCGAUGUCGGGGUGGCCCGCGGCCCCUCCGCUAGCUCCGCCCCUGCCCCGGGCGGAUCCCGCCCUUUGGCGAGCGCCACCAACUUGGCCAUCUAUGCGUCCGUCUGGCAGGUUUGCGGGCGGCGGGCGGCCCCCGAACGGGUUGCCGGCCAGUCGCCCCCCAAAUCGGGCCCGGAGCGGAGGCCGACGUUUGCCGUCCGUUGUCCGUGGCCGGAGGCCGCUCUUGUAUUCGUUGUGCGGUCCAUGAAGAAACAUCUGCCAAAUGUUUGUCUUCUCUCCGUCUUUGGCCGACGGCACGGCCACGUUUCCUCUCCUCUCCUCCCGCGUCGUGUUUGGCGUUUGGCUCUUGUUUUGUUUUCCAACUCCCUCGUCUGUUUUGAAUCUGCCCUUUUGAACGGAACAGUGCGAGUGCGCGUUUUUUGGGGGGGGGCGUGGUGGGGGCGGGCGUUUGACCCCGCCCAUUCGGCGCGCGUCACUCGGCCGCUGAUUGUCCGUCCAAUUAGCGUGGGGCUGUGACGUCACCGUCGGGCUCCGACGAGGGACGUGGCGCGGCGGCUCUCCCCAGUCGCCUUCGGAACCCCCCUCCCCUCGGCGGCGCGCGCCGUACGCGGACGCUCAUGAGGACGGACGGCGGCCAUGGAGUCCACCCCGAACCCGAAGCCGGUACCGGCGCGACGCGUGUGCACGCUGACGGUGCUGCUGUGCGUGUGCCCGUUGUGCUGCCAGGCCAGCUGGAUGCUGCUGGGCGCCGACGGGCCGGACCAUCGAUGGUCCCGGGACGGCGGCUGCCGCUCGCUCCCCCUGAGCGCCCGGCAGCGCGAGGUGUGCCGCAAGCGGAGCUUCCUGGCGCCCAGCAUCGUGGACGCCGCCCGGCUGGCCCUCGGCGAGUGCCAGAACCAGUUCCGGCACGAGAGGUGGAACUGCUCCGGCGGCCGCGACCCGGCCCUCUUUGGACACCAGCUGACCAGCGGAACCAAAGAGACGGCGUUCGUGUACGCGGUGAUGGCGGCCGGCCUGGUGCACGCCGUCACGCGCUUCUGUAGCCGCGGCAACGUGAGCGAGUGCGGCUGCGACGCCCGCCUCCAGGGCCCGGCGGAGGCCUGGCACUGGGGCGGCUGCUCGGACCACGUCCAGUACGGGACCUGGUUCAGCCGGCGCUUCCUGGCGCACGCCGCCGUCAACGCCUCGGCCGGGACGCGCGCGCAGGCCCUCCUCCGGAUGAACCGGCACAACAGCGAAGCCGGCAGGCAGGCGGUGGCGACCACCAUGUCGACGGACUGCCGCUGCCACGGCGUUUCGGGCUCGUGCGCCGUGAAGACGUGCUGGCGGACGAUGGCGCCGUUCGGCCGCGUGGGCGCCUACCUGAAGGAGCGCUACGAGGGCGGCGUGCGCCUCAAGAGGAAGGAGCCCCGGGCGCCCGACAAGCACCAGCUGGUCUUUGUCAGCAAGUCGCCCAACUACUGCCUGGAGGACCGGCGCGGCGGCGUGCUGGGCACCAGGGGGCGCCGCUGCAACCGCACCUCCGGGGGGCCGGACGGAUGCAAGCUGCUGUGCUGCGGCCGCGGCUACGACACCCGCGUGGAGCGCCACGUGCGCCGAUGCGCCUGCAAGUUCGUGUGGUGCUGCUACGUCCGAUGUCGCCGAUGCGAGAGCAUGAGCGACGCGCACGCCUGCAAGUGAAACGCCCGCCGCCGCCGCGGACUGCUUUGGCUCUCGGCCUUUUCCCAAAUAAAUCCCCGCUCCAUCCAAAAAAAAAAAAAAGGCCUUCUCUAUGUCUCUUCGGGCACCUCAACAAUCCAAC
Messenger RNA from Hippocampus comes (tiger tail seahorse), 2058 nucleotides. RefSeq names its product wingless-type MMTV integration site family, member 16 (gene wnt16). Gene Ontology annotation, cellular component: extracellular region. Bases 894 to 1937 code for a protein of 347 amino acids. Lineage: Eukaryota; Metazoa; Chordata; Actinopteri; Syngnathiformes; Syngnathidae. Gene Ontology annotation, biological process: neuron differentiation; canonical Wnt signaling pathway; multicellular organism development. Gene Ontology annotation, molecular function: frizzled binding; cytokine activity. The transcript has 4 exons. The record is from RefSeq and is a predicted model, not a curated record.